Messenger RNA from Hipposideros armiger (great roundleaf bat), 3752 nucleotides. Its product is annotated as protein ZNF738-like. NCBI's taxonomy places the organism in Eukaryota, Metazoa, Chordata, Mammalia, Chiroptera, Hipposideridae. The coding region runs from base 1099 to 1416 and encodes 105 amino acids. Gene Ontology annotation, biological process: regulation of DNA-templated transcription. The record is from RefSeq and is a predicted model, not a curated record. The transcript has 4 exons.
UCUAAGAAAAAUAAAAUAAAAUCUUUGUCUCUCCACAAUCCCGAUACUAAGAAUUAAAAAAAAAAAAUUAAUGAGCUUGUAGCUACCAAGUAGCUGUUUCCUCAAGUCCCACUGGUUCUUUUUCUGAAAAUGUGGAAGGAUGGACCAGAAAGACCUGAAACUCCAUUCCCACGGAGUCAGUCUAUUCACUGUGAAAUAAUUGGAUCAGCGUAUUUCCAUAGCUCACCCUUUUUUACAAUUUUUCAACACCAAAAUGUAUGUUUAUUAUUUUAUGUUUUUUAACUAAUUCUCUAUGAUUUCCUGGAAAACAGGAAGGAAAUACACCUGGGGAGCCACCCCUUUUAUAAGUUCCCACACCAAAGCCCCACUCCCCAGAGCUCUCAAGCAUGUGGAGUCUGAGAUGGAGUCUGAGAUCUGUAGCCCAGUGUGACAGGAAACAGGUCUGGGGAGCAAGUCAGCACCCCCAGGAGGCUUAAAGAUGUCAUUUCCUGGGCCCCCUCCAGACCUGCAGAACCAUAACUCCUUAGAGUGGGCCCUGAUCCCCCAGGGACCUGCAUGCUCAUUGAAGCUAAAUGGUUCCCAUCCUAGAAAUGUGGGAAUUUCAAAGAAUGAUGUCACCUGUUCCUUACCCCUGGGAGCUGGAUAAGUGGUCUGGGUGGAGCAUUAUUGUUAAGUGAGGUGUCCCAGGAGACUCUCAGGUGAGGCCAGGGAUUAGCUGGGGGCUCCUGGACACAGUUGUGACUGUUGAAAGAAUCCUUUGGUCCAGGGGAGGUAAUAGGAUGCUGUGUUGGGUUUGUGGGGGGCAGGAGAGCAUCCGACGUUCUCAUUGCUGUAGGAAUUUGUGGACGUCUGUGGAAGGGGAGAGCAUGUGAGUCAGGAAAGAGAAAACUGACAGUUCUGUCUUCAGGUAGGAGCUUCUUCUCCCUGACUGUCCUGUGAGAAGGGACAGAAAGGGGCGACCUUCUCAGCAUUUCAAGGUCCUUCUGGCUGUUUGGAGGAAGCAGAUGAGGGGCCUGAGCUGACGCCCUUGUGGGCACAUUCUCAAGAUGCAGAUGUGAUUCCCCAGAACUUCACCUGAGGAAACAACGCAGAGCAGAAAUGGCUGCUUCUCAGGGACAGUUGACAUUCAGGGAUGUGGCCAUAGAUUUCGCUCAGGAGGAGUGGGAGUGCCUGUACCCGGCUGAGCAGGAACUGUACAUGGACGUGAUGCUGGAGAACGACAGGAACCUGCGCUCCCUGGAUCUUGCUGUCUCUAAGCCAGACCUGGUUACCUGUUUGGAGAGAAUGAAGGAGGCCUGGGAUGUGAAGCAAAAAAAGACAGUAUCCAUCCUCCCAGCUAUGUCUUCUGAGGACACCUUGGACUUGUUGCCAAACCCAGGAAUAGAAUAUAUUCAUUCUACAAAAUGGUACUGGUAAAAUAUGGAAGGUGAGGCCUUAACAAUCUGCACUUAAGAAAGACUGGGAAUGUAAGAGGGAAUGUGAAGGGCCAAAGGGAUAUUAUGAUGGACAUAAGCAAACUGGGACAGUUACUCAUAGUAAAUUCCCUGUUGCCAAAGAGAUCAAAGAUAUAAGACAUGUUGAGAAACCCUGCACUUUAAGGCAGUUACAUUAGCAAAACACUUGUUUGUGAAUGUAAAGCUAGAAAACAGUUUACUAAAGAUAUAUAUUCUUUGAAAGGAAAUGUGGAAUAUUUGGGAAGUUACCUAAUACAUGGUGUGACAAUAAUUUGAAUCAUUUAAAAAGUAGGAUUAGAUUAAACUUUCAGUCAAACAUUUAAAAAUCAGAGAUUUAAAAAUGAAGAUAAAAAUUCUAAAUAUGAUCAAUUCUACAGUCUCUUAACCAGGCUUUCAUUAUUCUUUCACCAAAAAAGAAUCCUUCCUUGUUCCAAAUUCUUUCAUUUUCAUAAAUGUGGGAUGGUAUUUAUACAAGCAUCAUGGUUCCAUAGGUAUCAGGGAGUAAUUGGGAACAACUUUACCUGUUUAAAUGAAAUUAGAGUCCUCAUUAAAGGCCUUUCUGUCCUUAUUGAUUACUGGAAUAUAUGUCUUGAUGAGAGAAGUUAUCAAUUCAGUGAAUCUUGGAAAAACUUUAAGCAAGGGUCACAUCAUUAUAAACAUUCGAGAUUUCAGUUUCUAGAGAACCAGUGUACACAUGAGAAAGUCUUCAUGAAAGCUCAAAUCUCACACAUCAGAAUAUUUAUAUUGUAGAGAAGUCAAACAUCGUGAAUAUAAGAAGUCUUUGAACCAAUCUUUAUAUCUUACUGACAUGGGAAUAUUCAUGUUGGGGAGGAACCUUACAAAUGCAUUUCGUGUGGGAGAGUCUUUAGUCAAUUACCCAGUCUAAAUGGACCUAGGAAAACCCAUACUGGAGUGAAGGCUUACAUGUUUAGAGAACGUGACAAAACCUUUACUCGGUGUUCAAAUCUUAGUGGACAUGAGAUAAUUCAUAGUGGAGACAAGACUUAUAAAUGUAGAGAAUGUGAUAAAGCCCUUAAUUGGCAUUCAUCUUUUAUUAAACAUGAGAGAAUUCAUACUGGACAGAAGCCUUACAAAUGUGAACACUGUGGCAAAGCAUUUAUUCAGCAUUCAGCUCUCACUAAACAUAGGCGAAUUCAUGCUGGAGAGAAGCCUUUCAAAUGCCGAGAAUGUAGUAAAACCUUUAUUCAAUGUUCAUAUCUUACUGGACAUGAGUUAACCCAUACUGGACCAGAAGCCUUACAAAUGUACAGAUUGUGGUAAAGCCUUUUCUCAGCGUUCAUAUCUUACUAGGUAUGAGAGAAUGCAUACCGGAGAGAAGUCUAAUAUGUGAAAAAUGUGGUAAAGCCAUUACUCAUCAUUUACAGUUUAUUCAACACAUGAAAAUUCAUAAUGGAGUGAAACCUUAAAACUGAAGAAUCCAAGAAACCCUGUAGCUGGACCUGCAGCCUCACUCAAUAUCAGAGAAUGCUUAGUGUGGAUAAAUUACAUUCAAAAUCAACGAUGAAAGCACUUUGUUUAAAAUAUAAACUUCAGAAAACCCACAGAAUUCAUGCUCCAAAGUGACUUUAAAUGCAGGGACACAUUAGGGACUCCCCCGCAUGAAUCCCCAAAACCAAGAUUGUAAGGUUGCUUCCUUGAGCAAAAGCUCAGCGGUCAACUAAGGUUUAACUGAGUGAGGCUGGAUGCCUGCCACACUGAAAAUGGUGCCUCUGCCAAAGUCCUUGAAACUGUUUUGCUCCUCUUGAGCUAAAAAACAACUCUUAGACUAAGCAGCUCUCCUUUAGCCUUGGGGGUGGGCUUGUUAUUUCCUACCACCUGUUCUCUGUUGUCUGUAGUAAAAGACAGAAGUCAGCGAGGAUGCGGGGUCAGACCGCUGUCUGUCCUCCUCCCCAUUCUUUGCGUUGCAUUUCUGUCUCGUCCUUGGCGUUUCCGGUCGGAAGCGUGACAUUUAAACAUGUAAAACAAUGUGAGGAAAUGUUGAGUCGAAAAUGAAAUCUAAAAUAUCAGAGAAUUGACAUUACAAAGUAGUCAGUGAAGAACAGUUUUCAGAUAUUACUUUAAAUCAGAGUACAUAUAGUGAAUAAACAGUGAGCCUCAGUCUUCAAACCCAUGGAAAACAGAGCUCUAAGGUCAUUAUGUCAGAACAACCAGAAUGCUUCCUAAAUGCUUGUUAUGUGUAUUUUGUGUAUAGGUCCUAUAGGUGGUUGGCCAUGCUUUAUUUAGACUCUGUGUGAACUUAUAUUUACAUUAGUAAUAAAGCAAGUGAUUUUUAAUGUA